Messenger RNA from Armigeres subalbatus, 3826 nucleotides. RefSeq lists its product as uncharacterized. Lineage: Eukaryota; Metazoa; Arthropoda; Insecta; Diptera; Culicidae. Bases 941 to 2173 code for a protein of 410 amino acids. The record is from RefSeq and is a predicted model, not a curated record. The transcript is spliced from 2 exons.
CGCAUCGCGUCCGGACGAAAGUCUUUCCACUGCGCGCGCUAGUCACGUUAACAACGAUCGUGUUUGGUGCGAUCGAGGAGGACUGGAUCGUGGAUUGUGUUUUGGGGGAGAAAUUUUUUCGCGCGUUCCAUGCGAUCAAAUCUGCGGUGAAGGCGCGUGUGAUAAGGGGUGAAUGAUACGCGCCGCGCCACGGUAUCUCGACGACGAGAGUGAGAGUUGCGCAGCAAGUGCUUCGGCUCAGACUGGGCAGUGAAAGGGGUUCGACGUUCUUUGCCGGGACAAUUCGGAGUGUUGCGAAACCUGUGGGGUCGAGGCACCUCCUCCGGUGGUGGCAUCAAGAAGUGACGACGUCGAAGCCAAUUCCCGCACGUUGAUUGAAUUUUCGACGGUUGUUUUUGUUUCUCAGAAAUAACUCGGUGAAUUUGGUGCGGCAGACUACUAACUACCAGGCUUGGGCGUAGCGAUUUGUUAAUAGUGUUUCGGCUGGGAGGAGUGUGUGAUUUUGUACAAUGGCUUAUUGGCUGUAAACAAGAGAAGAAAUAAAGGCAAAAUCAUCGAGCGGUGAAAAUUUUCGCUUUUUAGAUUCGGUUGGGUGAAGAUCGAAUAUUCUGAGAUUUGGUGUUAUGUGAUUGUGCUAUUAGACGCUGCUGAUCGGGUGGAGUGUUUUUAGUUACGAAGAGAGACGCAGCUGGAAGAAAAUAGCCAACCAACAGUGUGGAAGAUUGAGUCUGAAAUCGAAAGGGGAAAACUACUCUAGUGUGACGUGAGAAGUAACGAAGAAGGUUAGAGAUGAAGAUUUAUGGCAUGUCAAAUGCUUUGUGGUCAUCAAGUGGAAAAUAACCGACAGGAAGUGAGAGAUUAACGUUGUAUUGUGCUUGGGUGAAUUUUGUUUUUCGGAGAACCUUGAGAAUUCAGUAGUGACAUUCGACGAGGACACACGAUGGAAACGAAGACGGAAAUUCGUUCAAAGCCUAUUUUGAGCCCAACACGCUCAUUAGAUGAAGGAUUUGAAAGUGACCCGGACCGCAUAUCAACAGAUUCAGAACUGGCCACGGCUCAAACAGCUCCGGCAUUUGACGUCUUACAAACAACGGACAGAGAUGGAGUUCAGCAUACGCAAAUUGCUCGGCGAAAUCAAGACAGCCCGCUGGCCAAAGACAGUGGCCCCGAGAGCAUCAUCUGUUUGGAUGGGGAAAUUGAAAACGAACUGCGCAAUAAACUGGAGAAAACGACCUUGGGUAGGCCACCAACAGGCCUUCCCAAGCAGCCAUCUGUUUCCCAUCAAUCUCAGCAGAUCCGUUAUCGGAGAAUCAAAACUCGGGCUCCUCCACCACCAUUGGGAAGCUACCACUACCAAAAGCGGUCGCAAUCCGUGGACUCUAUGAAUCGCGCAAAUAUGCACAAUUUGUAUAGUUUGGAACCGCCCGGAAUGUCUAGUGCCCAUCACGAUGUGGUCAAUGGCCACGGCGACGUUCUUGCCGGUCGCUUCGUACGCGUUGCAGUAGAUCCCCGUCACCAGCAGCAUCAUUCCCUUCAGUCCCACCACCAGCCCCUUAACCACCCAUACCGCCUCUCCUCGCUAUCGACCAAUAACAUUUACAAGUACUGUCACGCAUCAACGCCAAUGACCGGCCAACAGCAGCAUCUUCAUUCCCAUCCAAUUCACCAUCACCAUCUCCAUCAGGGAAUGAUGGUUGGCGCCAGCAGCAGCAGCAAUUCUUCCAGCACCAGUUCUCGCAGCAAUUUGUACUCGCUACCGCCGCAGUAUCACGUCGGAUUAUCCGUCCAGUCGGCCCCGUCGAACCAGAAUCAAUCGAACCCAUCGCCAGGAUCGAUGUCGACUCUAAUCCCGACAUCGGCGGCCUCGCAGGCCAACAGCGGCAGAAACUACAAACAUUUCAACCACGUUCCAGUAUGCUGGACCCAGUCAAUACCAAGGCAAACAAGACGGUACAUCACACCAACUGCCUUGCCCCAGGUGAUAGCACCGCCAAACAAGUCCACCGGCACCGGCAUAUCGCAGAAACUGCGGGACCUGGCCACCUCAGCCGGACUGCUGACGGCAAAACCGCGACCUCCGCUGAAACCCGUGAUCAAGACGCGCGGCUCCAACAGCACCGAGUUCCCGAAGAAGGUGACGUUCAGUGCGUUCGCAACGGUGCAGGUUGUUUGACCCCGGCCGGCCGCCGUCAUCGUCGGUGGGAAAGAACCCAAAGGACACAUUCCUAGAACUGCGAAGGAUAGGACAAACUCGUACAGCGACCAACAAUCCGGUUAUCACCAGGCGAAUAUCAAUUAUUUCAUGCAAUUAUCGGAAACGAUUUGUUAUUCGCGCUCCCGCAAUCGAACCCAAUGCAGAAUCGACUAGACGACUGUGCGGAAUGACAGCGUUAGAAGUAGAGAAAUAGCAAUUAGUUGUAUAUUGAAAAGGGAGCAGGGCGGUCGACCUGCUCCAAGCAAAAACGGAUCACAAUUAGAACACAGAGAGACGCACGUCACGUUACAUGUACCACACUCCGCACAGAUUAGAAACACACAACAUUACAAAGAUAGCAAUCGAAGUUACUCUGUUCGAUCGCCAAAUGAUGGUGGAUUGGUUUAGAACCGUGGUUUUCCUUCAACAACGGGGCUUAGGCUGGUUCGCCGACCAAAGUUAGGCCCAAUAUUUGUGAUUCACGAGCCAUUUUAGCUUUUACCAAUGUGGGAGUCCAGGGAAAAAGAUACUUAGUGAACUUGUCUGCAUCCCGAGCCCGUGUAGUUACACAAGAAGGAUUGCAGCAGGGAGAUAAUCUCGAGCAUGAAAUCUCCCGAAGCCGCAUCUAGCGCUGCACAUGUGUACGAUUGUUUUAAUAUUCUGCCGGAUUGGCACCGCCGCCGAAUCGAAAUGUGUUUUUUUGUUUUGUAUAAAUUGUACGAUUAAUGGUUUUUACUCUGUUUAUAAGUGCUAGGCUACUGUACAGUGAAGUCAAGUCUCGUGCCUCGUGGCGUGGAAGCGAGAACCCAGGAACCAACAGCCAAUUAUAAGACUUAAUAUUUCUUACACCUCUUUUAACUGUUCGUAUUUUUUUGUUCUUUUUAAACUGUAGAUAUAGCCCAUAAUAGCGCUAGUUUGUACGAGAAAAGAAAUUAAGGCAAAAAUAGCCGGCAGCACGCUGUCCAAAUUAAAACGCAACUACAUUCCAUCGAGAUAUGCGGAAUUUUGCUUAGAUCACAAUUUGCUACGUAGAUAGUUGAGAUGGUAUGCUUUGCUAUAUCACGUUGAACUUUAUAUACAAAAGUAUAGCAGUCAGUUACGCCGCGAAGGGAGUCUGAUUCAGAGAUGAAGAAUAAAGAAUCGAAAUUCGCUUUUUAAGAGCAAGAAUGUAAAGGAUGAAGUCCCAUUUACCCGAAUUUUGAAUUUGAUUGGCUCAGGCUUCCACGCCAAUCUCCCCCAUCUUCUGUUGAAAUGAGUGAAGCCUGAUAAAGAACCCUGGCUAGAUUGUCACCAAAAUAAAAUCAUUCGAUUUGGAUCAUUUUUUUUUGUGCAUGCUGGAACGGAGCUGUUGACUGUCGCUUGCUUUUAGAGAAAUGACCCCCGUAAACGAAAAAAAAACGUCGGCUUGCUCCGCAUUACAGAUCUUAGCAUUACAUCAUUGAAAUGUGUUAAAUAGUGCUCUAUUUUCGGGUCUGGGUGAUAUUGCUUCAGUUUCUCCGACCAUUUAAGGUCCCUAGGUCAUCUUGCGCCGUAUGCAAAAAAAAAAUUCAUGGCAUUCCGAAGGAUCCACGUUCAAUCCCAGACAAGGUUUACACUACACCUGCAAUCCGAGCAUCUGAACAUUAAAGGAGA